Messenger RNA from Pogoniulus pusillus (Red-fronted tinkerbird), 1623 nucleotides. RefSeq names its product trans-2,3-enoyl-CoA reductase (gene TECR). The record is from RefSeq and is a predicted model, not a curated record. Lineage: Eukaryota; Metazoa; Chordata; Aves; Piciformes; Lybiidae. The transcript is spliced from 13 exons. Bases 94 to 1068 code for a protein of 324 amino acids. Gene Ontology annotation, molecular function: oxidoreductase activity, acting on the CH-CH group of donors. Gene Ontology annotation, biological process: very long-chain fatty acid biosynthetic process.
CCCCCCAAGCUCCGCCCUCUAGAUGAAACGGGAGGAUCACGUUAAGGAGAACGGGCGCCCGGCGACAGCAGAGGCGGCGGAGCAGCGGCGGCCAUGAAGCACUACGAGGUGGAGAUCCUGGAUGCCAGGACCCGAGACAAGCUCUGCUUCCUCGACAAGGUGGAGCCCCAUGCCACGGUGGCAGACAUCAAGAAUCUCUUCAACAAGGCUCAUCCCCAGUGGUACCCAGCCAGACAGUCCCUGCGCCUGGACCCCAAGGGCAGGUCGCUGAAGGACGAGGAUGUGCUGCAGAGCCUGCCCGUGGGCACCACUGCCACCUUCUACUUCCGGGACCUGGGUGCCCAGAUCAGCUGGGUGACGGUGUUCCUGACGGAGUACGCAGGACCCCUCCUCAUCUACCUCCUCUUCUACUUCCGAGUGCCCUUCCUCUACGGCCCCCGCUACGACUUCACUGCCAGCCGCCACUCUGUUGUCCACCUGGCCUGCUGCUGCCACUCCUUCCACUACAUCAAGAGGCUGCUGGAGACCCUCUUUGUGCAUCGCUUCUCCCAUGGCACUAUGCCCCUCCGGAACAUCUUCAAGAACUGCACUUACUACUGGGGCUUCGCGGCCUGGAUGGCCUAUUACAUCAACCACCCUCUCUACACGCCCCCGGCCUAUGGUGACGAGCAGGUGAAGCUGGCACUCGCUGUCUUUCUGUUUUGCCAACUGGGAAACUUCUCCAUCCACGUGGCCCUGAGGAACCUGCGGCCUGCAGGCUCCAAGGCUCGCAAGAUUCCCUACCCCACUCGCAACCCUUUCACGUGGCUCUUCCUGCUGGUGUCCUGCCCCAACUACACCUACGAGGUUGGGUCCUGGAUUGGCUUCACCAUCAUGACCCAGUGCCUGCCUGCAAUGCCACCAACCCCACCCCCCUCAAGGCGUGCCCCUCCCCCCGCAGUGGCGCUGUUCUCGCUGGUGGGCUUCGUGCAGAUGGCAAUCUGGGCGCAGGGCAAGCACCGCAGCUACCUGCGCGACUUCCGUGACUACCCCCCGCUGCGCUCCCCCAUCGUCCCCUUCCUGCUGUGACACCCGGGGGGCACUGAGGGACACCUCAGAGCCUGUCCCUCGUUGUCCCCUUCCUGCUGUGACACCCGGGGGGCACCGAGGGACACCUCAGAGCCUGUCCCUCGUUGUCCCCUUCCUGCUGUGACACCCGGGGGGCACUGAGGGACACCUCAGAGCCUGUCCCUCGUUGUCCCCUUCCUGCUGUGACACCCGGGGGGCAUUGAGGGGACACCCCCAGAAUCUGUCCCUCGUCGUCCCCUUCCUGCUGUGACACGCGGGGGGCACCGAGGGGACACCCCCGGACCCUGUCGGCCCACCCCCAGCUGGCCUUGUCCCCCUCCUGCUAUAGAGGGACACCCCCAGAGCUUGUCCCUUGUUGUCCCCUUCCUGCUAUGACAUCUGAGGACAGCCUGAGCUGUCCCUGUCCUCCUCCUGUCCCAUGCUGACCCCGGUGGGGGGCAGGAAUUUUGACCCUCCCUGUGCUGCCCGUGGGGCCCAAUCAAUGCCCCUCUCUUGUGCCUCUCCCCCUCCCCUGGCCUUGUCCCCUCAUGCAACAAUAAAAACGAUGUCACCUCC